Messenger RNA from Puccinia graminis f. sp. tritici CRL 75-36-700-3, 612 nucleotides. RefSeq lists its product as uncharacterized. Bases 1 to 612 code for a protein of 203 amino acids. The record is from RefSeq and is a predicted model, not a curated record. NCBI's taxonomy places the organism in Eukaryota, Fungi, Basidiomycota, Pucciniomycetes, Pucciniales, Pucciniaceae. The transcript is spliced from 3 exons.
AUGGAGACUCCUCAACAAGACCGUGUCCAAGAAAUUGCCAACGCCCUCUCAAACCUCCAGAUCAACCACCAAACCGAACAACAACGCUCGGAAUUCCUCACCAAUGAAAUCUCCUCCUUGAAAAUGGACCUCAACUCCAUCAAGCUCACCCUCCAAGACGUCACCCAACGUCUUCUCGCUUUCCACCAUCAACUCUCAAAUUUCCAAAUCCCCGUUCCUGCUCCUCCUCCUCCUCCCCCUCCUCAUCCUGCCUUUUCCGCCGUCUCCCUCAUGCCCCACGCUUCUUUCUCUGGUAAUCCGAAGGAGAUUAAUCAGUUUAUUUAUUUUGUAAAAGACCGAUUAAUAGAAGCUGAAUCUUGCUUUCUCAAUGAGAAAAAUUUAACUGGGGAAAGCCGGAUCAAAGUUUAUAAUGUUGAGCAAAAGGCAUCUGCGAACUUAUGUAUACUCUCGGCUCAACCAUCGCAGGAGCUGUCACAGGACCUAUCACAAGAGUUAAGCAACGUCCGGGCUUCUGAGCUCGACAUCGACGAUCCCCGACUACCCGAACUACAGUCUAUAGAACAUGCGGAGCAUGUUUGGAGCGCAUUUAGCCAGCGCCAAAAGUUCAAAUGA